Molecule: messenger RNA, 606 nt
Organism: Argentina anserina (silverweed cinquefoil)
Lineage: Eukaryota; Viridiplantae; Streptophyta; Magnoliopsida; Rosales; Rosaceae
Product: protein LURP-one-related 15-like
Exons: 3
Coding region: 1-606 (201 amino acids)
Source: RefSeq, a predicted model, not a curated record
AUGGCACAAGCAAUCAUCAGCCCUGACUUCUGCAGCUCUUACUCUGUUGAUCUUAGAAUUGUCAGACUAGUUCCUUCCGGCGACUUUUCAGUCAAGGAUGUUAUUGGCAAAACUGUUUUCAAAAUCAAAGGAACAUUUUUCAGCUUGCACGACCGUCGAGUCAUAGUUAACGGUGCAGGGUAUCCCAUUGUCACUCUCCAAAAGAAGUGGAUAAGCACACAUCAUAGAUGGAAAAUUUAUAGGGGUGAUAGCACGGAUUCGAGGAAUCUGAUUUUUAGUGUUAAGAAAUCAUCGGUGGUUCAGUGGAAGACGAAUUUGCACGUUUUCUUAGCACAUAAUCAAGCAGAGCAUACCCCUGACUUCAAGGUGAAAGGAAGUUGGUUUGAACGAUCGUGUGUUGUAUUUGCUGGGAAAUCCAAGUCCUCCAACAUCGUUGCUCAAGUAAGAAUUAAUUACACAGUUACAAGCGUGUUGUUUGGGAAGGACAAUUUUAGGGUUACAGUGUAUCCAGGUGUUGAUCAAGCUUUCAUCGUUGCGCUUAUUGUCAUUCUUGAUGAGAUAAACUCCAGUGGUUCUGGUAGUUCUGGUUCCGGGGACGGAGACUAA